This is a messenger RNA of Argentina anserina (silverweed cinquefoil), 1001 nucleotides long. Its product is annotated as auxin-induced in root cultures protein 12. NCBI's taxonomy places the organism in Eukaryota, Viridiplantae, Streptophyta, Magnoliopsida, Rosales, Rosaceae. The record is from RefSeq and is a predicted model, not a curated record.
ACUAUUCUCUCUCUCCCUCUCUCUCUCGCUUCAAUGGCUUCCUUCUCUCCCCUCCUCCUACUGGUCUCCCUCUCAGUUCUUCUAAUCUCUCCCUCUCAGGCAGCCACCGCCUGCUCCUCCACCAAGUUCAAGAACAACAAGGUCUUCGCCAACUGCACCGUCCUCUCCUCCCUCGACGCCCAACUCCACUACACCUACAACGCCACCAACUCCUCCCUCGCCAUCGCCUUCGUCGCCGCACCAUCCAAGCUCGGCGGCUGGAUCGCAUGGGCCAUCAACCCCACCGGCACCAAAAUGUCCGGCGCGCAGUCCAUAAUCGCCUACACCAAAGAAGACGGCACCCCCACCAUCAAAACCCUCAACAUCACCUCCUACAGCAUCAUCACUCCCGGAAAGUUGGCCUUCGACUUCUGGGACACCAGCGCCGAGCUCAACAAUGGAACCCUAACCCUCUUCGCCACUGUUAAAGUUCCCGAGAAGGCGGAGACAGUGAACCAGGUCUGGCAGGUCGGCCCUGGAGUCAACAAGACCACUGGCUAUCUCAUGAAACACGACUGCGCCAAAAAUCUUGCAGCGUUCGGUCCUUUGAGCUUGGUGGCCACCGGAACUAGCAGCAGUUCCUCCACGACAAACGCCACUAGUGGUGGCAGCGCCACGAACACCACGAGUGGUAAGAGUGGAGCGCCAUUGAGGAUUGGGGAUGGAGGACACGUGAGUUUGUUCUCUAUUUUGGUUUUGGUCCUUGCCACUCUUAUUGUUUUCUAGAUUUGGACCUUCACCUUCUCUUUUGUUUUGUUAUUUUUGAACUUGGCUCAGAAAUUUUCGAUUUUCUUGUAAUCCCUCCCACAUGGAGCUUUCAUAUAAUUUUAGAUGGAAGAAUAAUAUUGAUUAUUUGCUCAUUAAAUGUGAUCUAGAUCUGUCACGAAAUGUACCAUUUGAUGAUUCAUCAUUGUCAUUUCACUCAUUUGUCAAUAAUAUGAUAUGAUAUAUGGUAGACUUUU